Messenger RNA from Salvia splendens (bonfire salvia), 1248 nucleotides. Its product is annotated as B-box zinc finger protein 19-like. Gene Ontology annotation, molecular function: zinc ion binding. The record is from RefSeq and is a predicted model, not a curated record. Gene Ontology annotation, biological process: regulation of DNA-templated transcription; photomorphogenesis. The coding region runs from base 395 to 937 and encodes 180 amino acids. Lineage: Eukaryota; Viridiplantae; Streptophyta; Magnoliopsida; Lamiales; Lamiaceae. The transcript has 5 exons. Gene Ontology annotation, cellular component: nucleus.
AACCUGAUCAAUCAAAGAGACACAAAAAAAAGGUGUGGUGAUCUGAGAUAUUCAACUAGUGGGCACGAAUCAAAGUUUCACCUCCAAAUCACCAACCCCACAUGCUCAAAAUUCCAAUUUGUGGCUCAAGAUCUUCUGUUUCAUCACACUUCUUCUUCUCCUCUCUCUCUCUCUCUCUCAUCAUGUCCCACCAACUUGUUUCUUAGUAGUCAAUCACUGUUUAUUCCAAUUGCUAGCAACUCUCCUACCAAAUAAUUAAACAAAUUUGUCCGGCAAUUCAUCUGUUUUUGUGUUAGUGGGAUACUAUUUAUCUUCAUUCUUGAUUUUUGUAUGUGUGUGUGUGUGUGUGUGUUGAGAAAUUUUAAUGGUUGUUGUUUGGUGGGAGUAAUGAAGUAUGAGGACGCUUUGUGACGUUUGUGAGGGCGCUGCUGCUGUGCUUUUCUGUGCUGCUGACGAGGCUGCUCUUUGUCGUGCCUGCGAUGAUAAGGUUCACAUGUGCAACAAGCUUGCUAGUAGGCAUGCAAGAGUUGGUCUAGCUAGUCCCAGCGACGUUCCACGCUGUGAUAUAUGUGAAAAUGCUCCUGCCUUCUUUUACUGCGAAGUGGAUGGCAGCUCCCUCUGUUUGCAGUGUGACAUGAUCGUGCACGUUGGUGGUAAACGAACACAUAGGAGAUUCCUCUUGUUCAGACAGAGAGUUGAGUUUCCUGGAGAUAAGCCUGGUCUGACUGGGGAUCCCGUUGUACAAGGCGUGGACAAGAGAGAUAACAACCACAACCACUCGCGGAGAUUGAUGGAUGAAGAUGAUCAGCAAAUUUCUCCUUCUGCAGACUUGGACGCCGGUGCUGCUGAUAGAGAAGCUAAGAACGGUGCAGGAAUGAUUGAUUUGAAUAUGCAGCCUCAUCGUCUCCACAGCCACGCUGAAAACAAUCAGGGGUGAUGCUUUGAGAAGGGACUCGCAUCGCAUGAGAUGGCUUUGCUUUUGGAUCGCGAGGAAGAUGAAGAUGCAGCAUUGUUUCUCUGAAUAGGUUUGUGGAGAAUGAUAUUCUUUGAGCAGUGAGGGUAGUUGUAUAGCUAGAAGAAUGUGGUCGAGCAACGAGCAAGAGCAAAGGUUGCUUUUGUUGCUAACAGUGUAGAACUAGCUAGCUAGCUUUGUUUGGAGCAACUUGCCUUUUGCAAAACAUGUCAAGUUUGAAAAUUGAAACCAUGUAUGUGUUUUUUUGGCAUGAGAUUUGUGUUUCUUGAUCAGAA